GCUUUACUUUCACUUUCAUUUCUUUCGAAGCGAACAUUGAGCUUUAGCAUUAGUUUAAUCUCUGUCGGACCGAUCAGUGAAACGGUUCCCAGCUAGGUCAUACAUUUGAUUUCAGAUAAUUCAGUUUCUGAAGAGGAGUGAAGGGUCUGUCCUGGAGACUGAACUCAUCAUCAUCAUCAUGAGUGACAGCAGCAGCAGUGUCCUGUUCUCCAGGCUCCAGCAACUGCAGAGUCAUUUUACCUGGGAUCUGAAGAAGGAAGACAUGGAACUUGAAAACCUGAGCACUCGACUGGAAGAGCACAUAACUCUUGAACUGGGUCGUCCCGGUGCUGUGGCUCUCUCAUACAGCCUUCUGGCUUACGUCAGAUACCUUCAGAACCGGCCAGAUGAGGCCUUGAAACAACUCCUCAAAUCACAGCAGACGACCGAAGAGGUCUAUGGAGAAGACAGUGAAAGGCGGCUUAUCGUGACCUAUGGAGAUCUGGCCUGGCUGAAUUACCACACGGGGAACUUCACAAAGUCCCAGACCUACUACCAAAGAGCCCAGGACAUCUUGAAAAAAUAUCCCAACAGCUCCUCCGAUGUUCUCCAUCCAGAGGUGUAUGGGGAGAAAGCCUGGACCUACCUCAAGUUAUCUAAGUCUCACUACCCCAAAGCUAUUAAGUGUUUCGAACGGGCCCUGGAGGUCCAGAAAGAUGACAGUGAGUGGAACGCCGGUUAUGCCAUUGCCCUCUUCCGAACAGAAAGGAAUACUCCAGAAGCAUCUGAGAAAGCCACGGACUCUGCUGCCAUCACACAGCUUCGGCGAGCCCUGGAGCUCAGCCCUGAUGACGGGGUUCUGCUGUCCAUGCUGGCUGUGAAGUUGGGUGUCGAGAAAAAAUAUGAAGAGGCUAAAAGUCUUGUGGAGAAGACACUGAAAGUUGCCCCAGAUAACCCUCAUGCAAUGCGCUACAUCAGCAAAUACCUCCGUUACCAGGGAAAUAUUGAACAGUCAAUUGUGCUGCUGGAGCGAGCGCUGGAGAGGAGCAACACAUCAGCAUUCAUCUACCAUCAGCUGGGCCUGUGCUACAAAAGGAAGAAGCUUAAUGAGCAGAAAUCACAGCAUUUCGAUAAGCAAAAGGUGCAACAGUUACGACGUCAGUGCAUUCUUUACCUGGAAAAGGCAGUGAAGAUUAGACCUUCCUUUUGGUUUGCACGGCUAGACCUGGCUCUAAUGUAUGGAGAAGAGAAAGACCUCAGCAGGGCUGAGGAAAUGUUCCAGCAUUGCUUCAAGAAGUCAUCAGACAAACUCGAUAGUCUGCCUGUUCACGAUCGUCAGCUUAUUCACCAGCGAUACGCUGAAUUUCAUCUCUAUCACACCAAGAAGCAGGAUGAAGCAAUUACUCACUACACAGAGGGUCUACAACUGGUACAAAACACAUGGGAAUGGAAGCAGUGUAUUCAGAAGCUGAAGCAGAUUGCAGAUAGUCGCCUUUCUGAAGACAAGGAUGACAGCUUGGCUUAUUCUGUUUUGGCCCAAGUGGCCAAAGCUGAAGGAGACAAAGAAAAAGCUGCAGAGCUUUAUGAGAAAGCUCUGGACUGUGAUGAAAACAACAACAAGUACCUGUAUGCUCUGUGGGAAUUGCGAAUGGAGCUGCACUGAUUUAUCACCACUUAUUUAAAAUAAUCAUUUAUUUAAAUGUGAAAUUCACAUGUUGAAUUGAGACAUGUCAUAUGGCUCUAAAGAAAUUGUUUUUUAAAUUAAAUCAUCGUAGUUGUGUCUUUUCUGAACUGUUACUUGAAUAAACCAGUUACAUUUACUCAAGUAACUAAAUGAGUAAAUGUAACCCAUUUAGUUACAUUUACUAGUUAGUUUAGUUACAUUAACUAGCCCACUAGUUAGUUUUGGAUACUGUGACGUUUGGCAACAUUUUUCAGGGAGCAGCUGAUUAAGACCUUACCACCCAGUUCUGUUUCGGGACCUGACCAAAACUCCAGUGUCCUUAAAAAUUUGAUUUAAUUAAGUAAACAACAGGCUUUCAUGUCAAAAAUUAUCAAAUGUUGCAAGUCAUACACUCUUACAUUUGACAAGUUGACUUUACUUAAAAAACCAGCGCUGGACGGUGAAUGUCACUCUGUAUCUGCUCCAUUUGUGUGACUUGCAUGGCUUGUAACAUUUGAUCAUUGUUCGGCAUUAACAGCCUGUUUUAUACCUAACCAAAUCUUAUUGUUUCUCAAGGUAAUGACACUGAGGGAUUCUGGUCGGGUUCUGAAACUGGUAAACGGGCCAGGGUGGUCCACAAAGGGGAAAAUGAACAAACUACAACAACUGGGGGCUCAUCCAGUUACUCAGGUAAAAGUAAAAAGUAGUCGGUCAAGAAAUUACUUGAGUAAAAAGUCUACUCAAGUACUGAGUAACUGAUCAAAUUAUCAAUCAUUUAAUAUUUAAAAAAUACAUAAUUAGACAGAGCAAGUGGAAUUUUGUUUGUAACAAAAAUAACAAAAUCAGGAAAAGCAA
Molecule: messenger RNA, 2497 nt
Organism: Xiphophorus maculatus (southern platyfish)
Lineage: Eukaryota; Metazoa; Chordata; Actinopteri; Cyprinodontiformes; Poeciliidae
Product: interferon-induced protein with tetratricopeptide repeats 5-like
Exons: 10
Coding region: 179-1642 (487 amino acids)
Biological process (GO): defense response to virus
Cellular component (GO): cytosol
Molecular function (GO): protein binding
Source: RefSeq, a predicted model, not a curated record